Molecule: messenger RNA, 1092 nt
Organism: Fusarium falciforme
Lineage: Eukaryota; Fungi; Ascomycota; Sordariomycetes; Hypocreales; Nectriaceae
Exons: 5
Coding region: 1-1092 (363 amino acids)
Source: RefSeq, a predicted model, not a curated record
AUGGGUUACACACCGGACGCUGGCGUAAUGAGCUCUUCGCUCAUUACGUUUUCUAUCGCUACAACGCUUGUAAUCUGUCGCCUUGUAUCUCGAAAGAUCACUAAUCUCGCCGCUGCUCUCUACUUCGGUUUCACAAUAUACUGGGCUACUGUGAUGGGUUUAGGCCAUCUGAAGAAGGAUGUUCCUAAGCCAGCCGAGAGGGUUGAGGAGUAUGCUCGGUUCGGGCUUUUUAUGGCCGAGUUCCUAUACGCAAUGUCGCUGGGAUUCUCCAAGCUGGCUAUCCUCGGCUUCUAUUGGCGCCUGUUCAGUGUCUCCAACAUCCGACUAGGAAUCUACAUCCUCCAGGGAAGCACUGUGAUCUGGCUCACCAUCCGAACCUUCAUGACCAUCUUCCACUGUAUUCCAGUCCAGGCGUACUGGAAUCACAACAUCAAGGACGCUGUGUGCAACAUCGACCCCGCCAAAUUUAUGUUUGGCACAACACUUGUCCAUCUAUUCCUUGAGAUAGCUGUCUUAUCGCUGCCUGUGUUUCAGGUCAAGGCCCUCAAUCUUCGCCUGGGUCAGAAGAUUGCUGUCGUCGCCAUGUUUAUGUUCGGUAUCUUUGUUUGUGCCGCUUCAAUUAUCGUACUUGUCGAGGCAAUCACACUGAAUCCCAAGACGACGGAGAUGGCAAAGGAUAUCAAAGGAGUUAUUAUCUGGGCAGGCACAGAAGCUUACCUGGCUAUCAUCUCUUCCUGUCUCCCUAUCAUCAGGCCUGUCUUCCGCAGGCUCAUAUCCAACUCGAUACUCAGCUCCAAGUCUAACUCAACUGGUCCCAACGCCAUCAGCGGCUUGACCAGCAGCAAGGGCAUCAAACUUAGCAACAUUGUACGGACAAAGGAAAUGAACGAUAACAGUUCACAGCGACAGCUGGCCGACCUUGAGGACGGGUCAUCUGGCGACAUGGACUUCCAUUCCUAUCCGGAGCGUGGUGGCCAUAACAAUACUAUUGUUACAACCUGCGCUGAUGAGGGGCCCAACAACAACAACAUAAAUAGGGCAUAUGGCAUCCAAGUCAAGAAUGAGACCAAAGUAUAUUAUGAAUCGUCUUAG